Molecule: messenger RNA, 4763 nt
Organism: Pseudomyrmex gracilis
Lineage: Eukaryota; Metazoa; Arthropoda; Insecta; Hymenoptera; Formicidae
Gene: Sf3b3
Product: splicing factor 3B subunit 3
Exons: 12
Coding region: 351-4004 (1217 amino acids)
Biological process (GO): mRNA splicing, via spliceosome
Cellular component (GO): U2 snRNP; nucleus
Molecular function (GO): protein binding; U2 snRNA binding
Source: RefSeq, a predicted model, not a curated record
GCACAUGCGCGAAAAAGCGGGCCAGAUCUGGUCACACUGGUGGUAAGUUUCAUUAAUGUUUACCAGCGAAGAAAUCUGAUAACAUCGCCCACUUUUGUUUCGUUGAACGGCCAAACGGGAAGUGAAAUAUCAUUUACGGUGCUUGCUCGCUCUCGAGUCUGCCAUUAGUUUUCUGCUUAGCGAUAGUUUAUUUCAGUUAUUUUUGUUGCAAACAAAGCUGUCGGCGGACGCGACGUAUCGAAUGUUCCUAUAGAUUUGUCGUAUGUAACAUGGACGCUCGAACAUCUCCAUCGAGAACGUAAGAUUAUUAGAUUUAUUGAAUCGACGAAAAGAGGAAAAAAAUCGCCAAAAUGUAUUUAUACAAUCUGACUCUUCAACGUGCGACUGGCAUCACGCAUGCGGUGCAUGGCAAUUUCUCCGGCAGCAAGAUGCAAGAGAUAUUAGUGUCACGUGGCAAAUCCCUGGAGUUACUGCGACCGGAUCCCAAUACAGGAAAGGUUCAUACUUUGCUGACUGUUGAAGUGUUUGGAAUCAUUAGAUCUCUUAUGGCAUUUAGAUUAACUGGCAGUACAAAAGAUUAUAUGGUUAUUGGAUCAGAUUCUGGUCGUAUAGUAAUUUUGGAAUAUAUUCCUGUUAAAAAUAUCUUUGAGAAGGUUCACCAAGAAACUUUUGGUAAAAGUGGUUGUAGACGUAUUGUUCCUGGCCAAUAUCUUGCCAUUGAUCCAAAAGGAAGAGCUGUUAUGAUAGGUGCUAUUGAGAAGCAAAAACUUGUGUACAUUUUGAACAGAGAUGCUGAAGCUCGUCUAACAGUUUCCUCUCCAUUAGAAGCUCAUAAGAGUAAUACUUUGGUUUAUCACACAGUUGGUGUUGAUGUAGGCUUUGAAAAUCCCAUGUUUGCAUGUCUAGAAAUUGAUUACGAGGAAGCUGACAGUGAUCCCACAGGCGACGCAGCAGUAAAAACGCAACAAACCUUAACACUAUAUGAACUUGAUCUUGGUCUUAAUCAUGUAGUACGAAAGUAUAGUGAACCGCUGGAGGAGCACGCAAACUUUCUUGUUUCGGUUCCUGGUGGAAAUGAUGGUCCUAGUGGCGUGCUUAUCUGUUCUGAAAAUUACCUUACUUACAAGAAUUUGGGUGAUCAACAUGAUAUUCGAUGCCCAAUACCACGUCGACGUAAUGACUUGGACGAUCCGGAGAGAGGAAUGAUAUUUGUAUGUUCGGCCACACAUAAGACAAAAAGCAUGUUCUUCUUCCUUGCGCAAACUGAGCAAGGUGACAUCUUUAAGAUUACCCUCGAGACGGACGAGGAUAUGGUCACUGAAAUUAAGCUCAAGUAUUUCGAUACGGUUCCUGUAGCGGCUAGCAUGUGUGUGUUGAAAACUGGAUUUCUGUUUGUGGCUUCGGAAUUUGGCAACCAUUAUCUAUAUCAGAUAGCGCAUCUCGGCGAUGACGAUGACGAGCCCGAAUUCAGUUCGGCGAUGCCCCUGGAGGAAGGCGAUACAUUUUUCUUUGCUCCGCGACCUCUUCGAAAUCUUGUACUAGUUGAUGAAAUGGACAGUCUUUCGCCUAUAAUGGCUUGCCAGGUGGCAGAUCUGGCAAACGAAGAUACGCCUCAAUUGUACAUCGCCUGCGGUCGUGGUCCGCGAUCUACUUUGCGAGUAUUGCGCCAUGGUCUCGAAGUAUCCGAGAUGGCUGUAAGCGAACUUCCUGGCAAUCCAAACGCUGUAUGGACUGUGAAAAGGAGAGUCGAUGAGGAGUAUGAUGCAUACAUCAUAGUGUCCUUCGUGAAUGCCACGCUUGUACUCAGUAUUGGGGAAACUGUCGAAGAAGUGACGGACUCGGGUUUUCUCGGUACGACCCCGACCUUAAGUUGUUCCGCCUUAGGUGAAGACGCAUUGGUGCAGGUAUAUCCCGACGGUAUACGUCACAUCAGAGCGGAUAAACGCGUCAACGAAUGGAAGGCGCCUGGCAAGAAGACAAUCGUGAAGUGUGCGGUAAAUCAACGUCAAGUGGUGAUUGCUCUCACUGGCGGAGAACUCGUUUACUUUGAAAUGGAUCCUACUGGCCAAUUGAACGAAUACACGGAAAGGAAAAAGAUGCCAUCGGAAGUAAUGUGUAUGGCACUCGGAAACGUUGCCAUUGGCGAACAACGUUCGUGGUUCUUGGCUGUCGGCUUGCAAGAUAAUACAGUGAGAAUAAUAUCAUUGGAUCCGUCGGACUGUCUAGCACCAAGAAGUAUGCAGUCACUACCGGCAGCCGCGGAAAGUUUGUGUAUCGUGGAAAUGGGUGCUAAAGAGACCGAUAAUUCCGAAGACUCGGCACCGCAACAAUCUAGUUUAUAUCUGAACAUAGGUUUGCAAAAUGGUGUGUUGCUCAGAAUGGUAUUAGAUCCAAUUUCAGGCGAUCUCACAGACACGAGAACUCGCUAUCUAGGGUCACGCCCGGUAAAGCUCUUUAGGAUACGAAUGCAAGGCAAUCAAGCAGUAUUGGCAAUGAGCAGCCGAUCGUGGUUAAGCUAUUAUCAUCAGAAUCGUUUUCACCUGACUCCUCUAUCCUACGAGAGUUUGGAGUUUGCCUCGGGCUUUAGCUCAGAACAAUGUCCUGAAGGUAUCGUUGCGAUCUCAACAAAUACACUAAGGAUCUUAGCGUUGGAGAAACUCGGAGCAGUGUUUAAUCAAGUGAGCUUUCCGUUGGAGUACACACCGCGGAAGUUCGCGAUACACAACGAUUCCGCACAUCUAAUGAUUAUCGAGACCGAGCAUAACGCGUAUACAGAUGAUACGAAACAGCAAAGACGACUGCAGAUGGCAGAAGAGAUGCAGGAGGCUGCUGGAGCUGAAGAAGCUGCUGUCGCUCGCGAAUUGGCGGAAGCGUUUCUAUCAGAAGAACCGAAUGAAGCGGUUUUUGGCGCUCCACGAGCCGGUCCGGGUCUGUGGGCUUCCAUGUUGAGAAUAAUGGCGCCGACUACUGGCAAGACGUUCGAAGUACACCGCUUCGAACAAAAUUUGGCUGCAUUGUGUCUUUGUCUCGUCAAGUUUACUAAUCAAGGAGAUCAGCUAUUUCUUAUUGUUGGAGUGGCUAAGGAGUUCCAACUGAAUCCUCGAGUCAGCAACGGUGGAUUUCUUUACACAUACAAAGUAAAUUCAGAAGGCACCAGCAUCGAGCUGCAGCAUAAAUCCCUACUAGACGAAGUACCUUUAGCCAUUUGUCCAUAUCAAGGCCGCGUUUUAGUCGGUGUAGGAAGAAUGCUGCGGCUUUACGAUAUGGGUAAGAAGAAGUUAUUGCGAAAGUGCGAAAACAAACACAUCCCCAAUGCCGUGGUCUCAAUCAAUGCUAUUGGUCAGCGUAUCUAUGUCAGUGAUGUGCAAGAAUCCGUGUACGCUGUGAGAUACAAGCGUCAAGAGAAUCAAUUGAUUGUUUUCGCAGACGACACGCAUCCAAGGUGGAUCACGACCACGUGCGUGUUGGAUUACGAUACCGUUGCUACCGCCGACAAAUUUGGGAACAUAGCUGUGAUACGACUGGCAUCUGGCAUUAAUGAUGAUGUGGAUGAAGAUCCAACCGGUAAUAAGGCACUGUGGGACCGCGGGUUACUGAACGGUGCGAGUCAGAAAGCGGACACAGUUGCUUGUUUUCACGUCGGUGAGACGGUAAUGUCGUUGCAAAAGGCAACUCUCAUACCCGGUGGUUCCGAGAGUUUAGUCUACACAACUCUCAGCGGCACGGUGGGCGUGCUGGUGCCGUUUACUAGUCACGAAGAUCACGAUUUUUUUCAGCAUCUGGAGAUGCAUAUGCGAUCCGAGCACCCGCCGUUGUGCGGUCGCGAUCAUUUGUCUUUCCGAUCAUAUUAUUAUCCUGUAAAAAACGUAAUUGACGGCGAUCUCUGCGAGCAGUUCAACUCGAUCGAGCCCACCAAACAAAAAAGUAUUUCCGGCGACCUCGAGAGAACACCGUCCGAAGUGUCGAAAAAACUCGAAGAUAUACGUACCCGUUAUGCGUUUUAAGUUUUCAGAUCAAAAUAUCAUCACUCUUGAAGCUUCGGUUUUUUUGUAUAUUCAUGUUUUGUCUAUUAGUUAAAAGUCUUGAGAAUUAGAUGCAAAUCUAUUGAAUCUUAUGCAUAAUAUUCAAACGCUAAUGUAUAAAUUUUCAAGUGUCAAAGAAAUAUACUUUUCCGAUUGUUAAAGAUGUUUCGUAUACAUUUAUAUCGAAGAUACGAUUUGCAUAAAAAGUCUCGAGAAAAGUUUAAUAUAUAUACAUAUUUCUUAUAUUUAAUAAGUUCAUUGAAUAUACAUACACGUAAACUUUUAAAAUGUGUAUAUGUUAGCGUUAAGAUAGAGUUGUAUAUUGAAUUUUUUUACACUGUGCAUGGCACACAGAAUAAAAAGUAUUUUAAUAGUUUCAAGAGGUAUCUGUAAGUUUUGUAUUUCUAUGACAAAUAAUAAAAGUAGUUACAAAAAAAUCUUUCGAAAAAAACAAAAAUUGAGAGAAAAUUUGAUUUAUUUUACUACGAAUAUUUUACAAGAUUAUGCGUGAAAGUUAACAUUAAUUAUGACAAAAAAAACUUGUGAAUAAAUUUUGGCGUGCGCGCAAAUUUGUAUUUUGCGAAUCUACAUAUAUAUAUAAUGAGGUAAAUCUCAUAUUUACUACAUAAUACUAUAUUAUGAAACACUUAUUGUUUUUUAUUUCAAUAAUAUUACAUAUAAUAUCAUCAAUUGUUUGCUAGUUGUCUUAUACAUUUUCACACUGAAUAUUCAUUUUAUAUU